CAUGAAAUUAUAGCAGAUGUUUUAUUUUUCCAUUUCAUUCAGGCCCUACUGGCGCCGGUUAUAAUACGAGUGCCAAUGGAUGGAUGGAAGAUAAUGUAUUUUAUGAAUGGUUUAAGAACAUGUUUCUUCCACUAACCUCAACAACACCAAAACCAAUACUGGAUGGACAUACUUCUCAUCGUCGUGUACGUACAACUGAAUUAGCUAUUAGCAAUGUCAAUAUUAUUAAAGGUUUUAUUGCAACCGUAAUUUAUCCAUUAGAUAAAUCAGCCAUUCCUCCACAAAAAAUAUUCAAAUGUAAUCAGUUGAUUGAAGCUGAUAUUGCUGCUGCUGCUGAACAAGAAACGGCUGACACAGAAGAUGAUGAAGAACCACACCGAACACCAAAGAAAAAAUCGACAAUAUCGGCAACCCACAUGUUGCCAUAUCGGUACCCACGCUAUGCAGCAAGUGAAGUGAAUACAUUCAACCAUGGUUAUGAUUAUGGUAAGUAAACACGUAUGUCUUUUUCAUGACUUUUAUUUAAGUAACAAAGUCAAUUUUUUAGGUUCAGUAAUGCAUUACGCUCAAGAUGCUUUUU
This is a messenger RNA of Didymodactylos carnosus, 580 nucleotides long. NCBI's taxonomy places the organism in Eukaryota, Metazoa, Rotifera, Eurotatoria, Philodinida, Philodinidae. The record is from the annotation of a GenBank genome assembly.